Messenger RNA from Linum trigynum, 2680 nucleotides. The record is from the annotation of a GenBank genome assembly. NCBI's taxonomy places the organism in Eukaryota, Viridiplantae, Streptophyta, Magnoliopsida, Malpighiales, Linaceae.
AUUGAUUAUUUCUAUACAAAAUAAAUAUGCAUGUGUAUAAUCGGGCAGAUUUGGGUUGGAUAGUGAGAAUACCAUGACCACCCAUUACUCGCAAUAUUCGGGUUUGGAUUUUACCCUUACCCACUAAAAGUUUUUCGAGUUCGAAUUUUACCCUAGCCGAUUAGGUUGGAUUUAACCGGAUAUCCAUGAUUACAUAUAUUUUUGACAUCCCUAGUCUAGACUCUAGAGUCUAGAGAAGACGUUUAGUCACUCCCUAACACCUAGAUUUAUGUAAAAUUAUGAAUUUUUUUAACUCUGAAUCUACAAUCAAACACUGCAAUUUGGAUACAAAUGCAUGAUUUCUACAUACGUGUUUGACGAUGCAUUAGGGUUCACUCCAUCUCCAUGUUUCACAAUUAAUAAUGAAAAAAUUACGUUAACUAUUUUAUUAGGAAAUGUCCAAAAUGAUAAGAAAUUAAGAAUAUCACAAGGAAAAAAGAAGCGCAAGAACUUGAAUAAUAAACACCGAAUAAUUUCGUGCCCAAAUAUGAAUUUAUUUCAUGCCAGAUUGAGUGACUUGACACAAUCUACUCAAUUGCUCGUGUAGUCGUAAUCAAAUCUGCAGAACAUCGGUGGUCGUGCGGGAGCGAUCCUAGUUGUUGGCUCGUCGUCGCUCCACAAUAACUCCACCCCCCUUAAAUUCGCACUAUCCUAUUCCUAUCCUUCCCUAACUGGGUUCGAUUUUGUUUGUUGCUCAUAUUCCGUUCCGUUAUAUUCCAGCUGAGGAGUGAUCUAUCGAUCAAGCAUUUAACAGUCACAUAAAUCUCCGUUUCAAUAUCCCAGCGGUUCACACAUCUUCAUACUUCUCCUUCUUCUUCAGAUUUCGGGAAACCCUUUGGUCUCUGUUCGAGUCGCGCGUGGUUGCUGUUCAGGUGGGUAAUUCAUUCUUCUUCUUUCAUUUUCUUCGAAUGGUGGAGAACACUGGUUACUAAUUUCGCUUUGAUGGAUUUAGUCUUUGGUGGGUUUCUCUUCUCCGUUUUGUUGUGGAUUUUGAUUAGGCUCUAGAUUGAUUGCCGGGAAAAUGGAGGAAGAAUCGUCGGGAGGCGGCUGCAGAAGCUGGGAAGAGGAAAUGUAUUGGAAGCAUUUCCAGUUCACCCAUUUCUCUCAGUUUCUCCUUCCUGGCUACGACCACCAGCUUGCCAUGCCGAAAGCCUUCUUUGGCAACCAGAGAAAGAAAUUGCCAGAACGUGUGACACUUAAAGGUCCCGGUGGCAAUACAUGGGAAGUUGGACUGGCUAUGAAUUCAGGAACUAUGUUCUUCGAUGAAGGUUGGAAAGAAUUUGUGAAGGACCACUCGCUCAAGGAGCAUGAUCUCUUGGUAUUCAAGUACAAUGGGGUUUCUCAUUUUGAGGUCAUGAUCUUCGAUGGGGAGUCCUUCUGCGAGAGGGCGAGUUCUUAUUUUGUUAAGAAGUGUGAACAAAGCAAAGCUCCUCCUGAAAAUGGUAGCCAUCCCAAGCGGAUGCUCGGAGGGAACUCUUCUGGUGUCAUUAAGGCAACUCCUGUUGCUCGGGUUAGGGACACAUCGUUAGAGAAAACUGCCGAGAAUGACAUUGGCAGCACGGUGCCAUCAUCGAGAGCUGGUCGUGCGGUGGUAAAGAAUGAGGCUAAAACAACACCGGUUGCUAAGCCUGUCACUAGAACAGUUGAACACCCUAUUGUUUGGGAAGGUACCAAUGCAAAGUUCAAGAGGCAAAAGAAGAGCAGUGGGGACUCAAUUCAUGAUAGCAAGACUGAGAAAAGCGAAGGACUAUCUUGUUCUGGGGACAGGGAGAAAGAUAAAGAUGUUAAAACAACACCCCUUAGCUUUGAUGUGGUGCAUGAUGUGCCAUACAUAUCACUUAGAAAACUGGUAACAGAAGCUGAGAAAAGGAAGGCCUUGGAAUUGGCACAAGAGGCUGUAACCGAAGAUGGGUUCUACGUUGUCAUGAAACCAACACAUGUAUAUAGGAAAUUCUUCAUGUCCGUCCCAAAUGUAUGGACGAACAAACAUCUUCCCUUGUUGCUCAAGCACGGUGUGGUCCUGAAGGUGAAGGACAAGACGUGGACGACCAAGUUUACGUAUCAGCAGUCUCGUAAGAGCGGUGGGUUCUCAGCUGGCUGGAAGUCAUUUGCAGUUGAGAACAACUUGGAAGAGUUUGAUGUUUGCGUGUUCGAACCUGAUGGUCCAUUCUACGCAUCGAUUAGCCUAAACGUUAAGAUAGUUCGUGUGAUCCAAGAUGAGUAACUUUUUGGUGACGAUCUGAGGUGUGCUGCUGGAGUAUGCUGUAAGUUAUUAUGGUUAGAGUUGCUGCUUUCCUCUUGUACCAGGAUGAUGUUAGGUGUGCUUCAUAAUGUAGAUUUUGAGGCAACAGGGCAAGCUUUGAGCGGGCUAUGCCAAGCUAAUCUAUGUUGGGGAUUUGGUGAACUAAAAUGGCUAGUGGCUUUGGAGUCUUUGCUUUGGCUACUCUUUAGUGUUGGAGAUGUAGACUGAAACUCUAGAUUUGUUUUUUUUUUUGUUGGUAGAAUAGUAGAAAUGUUAAGGCAAUUGGAUAUUUCUAAUGAAGAUAAUUAGAAGACGAAUUGUUAUGUCAACUCCUUAGCACCCAAUCCUUACCCCGCCAAGGCCGUACUAUCAAUGGUCAAAGAAAGCGUUAAGCGUAAG